Fraxinus pennsylvanica is the source of this 8433-nucleotide messenger RNA. NCBI's taxonomy places the organism in Eukaryota, Viridiplantae, Streptophyta, Magnoliopsida, Lamiales, Oleaceae. The record is from the annotation of a GenBank genome assembly.
AUGGAAGGGAAGGAGCACGGGUUGAUGCUGGCAUGCGUAAUUUCGGGGACCCUUUUCUCGGUUCUGGGUUCUGCAUCUUUCGUUAUACUGUGGCUAGUGAACUGGAGGCCGUGGCGGAUUUAUAGUUGGAUCUUUGCUAGAAAAUGGCCAGAAUUUUUACAAGGACCUCAGUUGGGAAUCUUAUGUGGUUUUCUCUCUCUCUGUGCAUGGAUGAUUGUAAUUUCACCAGUGGUGGUACUUAUUAUAUGGGGAAGUUGGUUGAUUUUGAUAUUAGGUCAAGACAUAAUUGGUCUGGCUGUUAUAAUGGCUGGAGUUGCUCUUGUUUUGGCAUUCUACUCAAUUAUGCUUUGGUGGAGAACACAAUGGCAAAGCUCAAGGGCCGUUGCUGUUCUACUUCUUCUGGCUGUUGGAUUGCUUUGUGCAUAUGAACUUUGUGCUGUGUAUGUUACAACUGGUGUAAAAGCAUCAGAGCAAUAUUCACCUUCAGGAUUUUUCUUUGGUGUGUCAGCAAUUGCCCUGGCAAUCAACAUGCUUUUUAUAUGCAGGAUGGUAUUCAAUGGCAAUGGCUUGGAUGUGGAUGAAUAUGUGCGAAGGGCAUAUAAAUAUGCUUACUCGGAUUGUAUUGAAGUGGGCCCGGUGGCUUUCUUAACAGAACCACCAGACCCCAAUGAGUUAUAUCCUCGUCAAUCUAGAAGGGCUUCACAUCUUGGGCUUCUAUAUCUUGGUUCCAUUGUUGUUCUGCUGGUAUAUUCCAUCUUGUAUGGCCUGACUGCAAAAGAGUCACAUUGGCUUGGAGCUAUUACAUCGUCUGCUGUUAUUAUUCUUGACUGGAACAUGGGGGCAUGCUUAUAUGGGUAUCAGCUUCUUAGAAAUCGUGUUGCCGCACUUUUCGUUGCCGGCUUAUCUCGGGUUUUCCUCAUAUGCUUUGGAGUUCAUUACUGGUUUCUAGGACAUUGUACCAGUUAUGCAGUUGUAGCUUCUGUGCUACUAGGUGCAGCUGUUUCUCGUCAUUUAUCAGUUACAAACCCAUCAGCUGCAAGAAGAGAUGCAUUGCAUACUACAGUAAUUCGCCUUAGAGAAGGAUUUCGUAGAAAAGAUCAAAACAGCUCAUCUAGCUCGUCCGAAGGCUGUGGUUCAAGCGUAAAACGUAGUAGUAGUGCGGAUGCUGGUCACCUUGGUACUGCUACAGCACCUUGCACCGGCGAGGUUACUAGCUGGAAUAAUGUUGAAGGGAAUCACAGCGAUAAGAGCAUAGACAGUGGACGACCAAGUUUAGCAUUACAUAGCAGUUCCUAUCGUUCAGUAGUUCAAGAAACUGAAGUUGGGCCUUCAUAUACUGAUAAGAAUUUUGACCAUAAUAGCUCUUUGGUGGUUUGUCCUAGUAGUGGUAUGGAAAGCCAAGGCGGCGAGUCAAGUGCUUCAACCUCUCUAAAUCAAGCAAUGGACUUGAAUUUAGCACUUGCAUUCCAGGAGAAGUUGAGUGAUCCACGGAUUACAUCUAUGUUGAAAAGGAGAUCAAGACGAGGAGAGCUUGAACUAACCAGUUUACUGCAGGAUAAAGGUCUAGACCCUAAUUUUGCUGUGAUGCUGAAGGAGAAUGGAUUGGAUCCAAGGAUCCUCGCGCUACUGCAGAGAAGUAGUUUGGAUGCUGAUAGAGACCACCGUGACAAUACUAAUACAAACAUCGUUGACUCGAACGGCGUUGACAACGUGCUGCCUAAUCAAAUUUCAUUUUCAGAAGAACUUAGGCUCCGUGGAUUGGAGAAGUGGCUUCGACUGUGUCGACUAAUGUUGCAUCAUAUAGCAGGUACCCCAGAACGAGCAUGGGUUCUCUUCAGUUUUGUCUUUAGCAUUGAGACCACCAUUGUAGCCAUUUUUCGCCCGAAGGCAAUACACCUCAUAGAUGUCACACACCAACAGUUUGAAUUUGGCAUCGCGGUGCUGCUUUUAUCUCCUGUUGUCUGUUCAAUCAUGGCUUUCCUUAGGUCACUUCAAUCUGAAGAAUUAUCCAUGACUUCGAAACCAAGAAAGUAUGGCUUUAUAGCUUGGUUGCUGAGCACUUCAGUUGGACUGUUGCUUUCCUUUCUGAGCAAGUCAUCAGUUCUUCUUGGAUUAUCUUUGACACUACCUCUCAUGGUUGCUUGCCUAUCGAUUGGCGUUCCCUUAUGGAUUCGUAAUGGUUACCAAUUUUGGGUUUCAAGAGUUGGUAAUGCAAGCCAUGCAGGAAAUCAUGGAAUUCUGGGGAGAAAGGAGGUCAUUGUUUUUUUCAUUUGCAUAUCCUUGUUUGUGGGAUCAGUGUUAGCCCUUGGUGCAAUUGUAUCUGCAAAGCCUUUAGAUAAUUUAAAAUACAAGGGGUGGAACAGUGAUCAGAAUAGUGUUUCAUCUCCCUAUACAUCAUCAGUAUAUAUUGGAUGGGCAAUGGCAUCGGCAAUUGCCUUGAUUGUUACGGGCGUGCUGCCGAUAGUGUCAUGGUUUGCAACAUAUCGUUUUUCACACUCUGCUGCUGUAUGUAUUGGUUUGUUUGCAGCUAUUCUUGUGGGAUUCUGUGGUGCAUCCUAUAUGGAGGUAGUGAGUUCGAGGAAUGACCAGUCUCCAACAAAUGCAGAUUUUCUUGCUGCAUUACUACCAUUGAUAUGCAUUCCAGCAUUAUUAUCACUAUAUUCAGGUUUGCUUAAAUGGAAAGAUGAUAACUGGAAGCUUUCCCAAGGUGCUUACGUGUUCAUAAUUAUUGGUCUUCUUCUGUUGUUUGGUGCAAUUUCUGCCAUUAUUGUAACGGUUGAACCAUGGACGAUAGGUGCAGCAUUCCUUUUAGUUCUUCUCCUCCUCGUCCUGGCUAUUGGUGUUAUUCACUACUGGGCUUCAAACAACUUUUACCUGACAAGGCAGCAGAUGCUAUUCGUUUGUUUCGUGGCAUUUCUUUUGGCUUUAGCAGCAUUCUUUGUCGGCUGGUUUCAAGGGAAAGCUUUUGUCGGUGCAUCUGUUGGUUACUUCUCAUUUCUAUUCCUUUUGGCUGGAAGGGCCUUGACUGUGCUUCUUUCUCCUCCUAUAGUAGUUUAUUCACCGAGGGUGCUGCCUGUCUAUAUUUAUGAUGCUCAUGCAGAUUCUGGGAAAAACGUCAGUGCUGCAUUUCUUAUGCUUUAUGGCGUUGCAUUGGCAACUGAAGGCUGGGGAGUAGUCGCCAGUUUGAAGAUUUAUCCACCGUUUGCUGGUGCUGCUGUAUCUGCAAUUACACUUGUUGUGGCUUUUGGCUUUGCUGUCUCUCGUCCAUGUUUGACUCUCAAGAUGGUGGAAGAUGCUGUUCAUUUCCUAAGUAAGGAAACUAUAAUCCAGGCAAUAGCUCGAUCAGCCACCAAGACGAGAAAUGCAUUAUCUGGAACUUACUCAGCUCCUCAGCGGUCCGCAAGCUCAGCUGCGCUUUUAGUUGGAGAUCCCACUGUUGCGCGGGAUAGGGCUGGGAACUUUGUGCUUCCCAGAGACGAUGUCAUGAAACUAAGAGAUCGUUUGAGAAAUGAAGAACUGGCUGCCGGAUCAUUCUUCUCCAGAUUGAGAAGUCGAAGGAUAUUGCGGCAUGAAGCAACCAGUGAUGUAGGUCACAAAAGAGAAAUGUGUGCCCAUGCGAGAAUACUGGGUCUGGAGGAGGCAAUUGAUACUGAAUGGGUUUACAUGUGGGAUAAGUUUGGUGGUUAUUUGCUUCUUUUGCUUUCCUUGACUGCCAAAGCAGAACGGGUGCAGGAUGAAGUUCGUUUGAGACUCUUCCUUGACAGCAUAGGUUUUUCAGAUUUAAGUGCCAAGAAAAUUAAAAAGUGGAUGCCUGAGGAUCAUAGGCAAUUUGAAAUUAUACAGGAGAGUUACAUAAGAGAGAAGGAGAUAGAGGAGGAAAUUUUGAUGCAGAGACGUGAAGAAGAAGGGAGAGGUAAAGAAAGAAGAAAAGCUCUUCUGGAGAAAGAAGAACGUAAAUGGAAAGAGAUUGAGGCUUCUCUUAUAUCAUCUAUUCCUAAUGCUGGAAGCAGGGAGGCGGCAGCCAUGGCAGCUGCUGUGCGGGCUGUAGGAGGAGAUUCACUGCUUGAAGAUUCAUUUGCACGGGAGAGAGUCUCAAGCAUUGCGUAUAGAAUACGUGCAACUCAGCUAUCUGAUAGGGCACUCCAGACUGGUCUUGCUGGUGCUGUAUGUAUUCUUGAUGAUGAACCUACGACAAGUGGCAGGCGCUGCGGACAGAUUGAUCCUGGUUUAUGUCAAAGUCAGAAAGUUAGCUUCUCUAUUUCAGUAAUGAUUCAGCCCGAGUCUGGACCAGUUUGUCUCUUGGGUACUGAAUUCCAGAAGAUCUCCUUUUCUGAGGUCUUGCCACGACCUUUUGUAGCUAUUCUUGUGGCAUUCUGUGGUGCAUCCUAUAUGGAGGUGGUGAGUUCGAGGAAUGACCAGUCUCCAACGAAGGCUGAUUUUCUUGCCGCAUUACUACCGUUGAUGUGUAUCCCAGCAUUAUUAUCACUAUGUUCAGGUUUGCUUAAAUGGAAAGAUGAUAACUGGAAACUUUCCCGAGGUGCUUAUGUAUUCAUAAUUAUUGGUCUUCUUCUGUUUUUUGGUGCAAUGUCAGCCAUAAUUGUGACAGUUCAACCAUGGACGAUAGGUGCAUCAUUCCUUUUAGUUAUUCUCCUCCUCGUCCUGGCUAUUGGUGUUAUUCACUAUUGGGCUUCAAACAACUUUUACCUGACAAGGCUUCAGACGCUAUUCGUUUGUUUUGUAGCAUUUCUUUUGGCUUUAGCAGCAUUCCUUGUUGGUUGGUUUCAAGAUAAAGCUUUUGUCGGCGCAUCUGUUGGUUACUUUUCAUUUCUGUUCCUUUUGGCUGGAAGGGCCUUCACUGUGCUUCUUUCGCCUCCUAUAGUAGUUUAUUCGCCGAGGGUGCUACCUGUCUAUAUUUAUGAUGCUCAUGCAGAUACUGGGAAAAACGUCAGUGCUGCAUUUCUUAUGCUUUAUGGCAUUGCAUUGGCAACUGAAGGCUGGGGUGUAGUCGCUAGUUUGAAGAUUUAUCCACCAUUUGCUGGUGCUGCUGUAUCUGCAAUUACACUUGUUGUGGCUUUUGGCUUUGCCGUCUCUCGUCCGUGUUUAACGCUUAAGAUGGUGGAAGAUGCUGUUCAUUUCCUAAGUAAGGAAACUAUAAUCCAGGCAAUAGCUCGAUCAGCUACCAAGACAAGGAAUGCAUUAUCUGGAACUUACUCUGCUCCUCAGAGGUCCGCAAGCUCAGCUGCGCUUUUAGUUGGAGAUCCUACUGUUGCGCGGGAUAGGGCUGGGAACUUUGUGCUUCCCAGAGCCGAUGUCAUGAAACUAAGAGAUCGUUUGAGAAAUGAAGAAUUGGCUGCUGGAUCAUUCUUCUCCAGAUUGAGAAGUCGAAGGAUAUUGCGGCAUGAAUCAAUCGGUGAUGUAAGUCACAAAAGAGAAAUGUGUGCCCAUGCCAGAAUACUGGCUCUGGAGGAGGCAAUUGAUACUGAAUGGGUUUACAUGUGGGAUAAGUUUGGUGGUUAUUUACUUCUUCUGCUUUCCUUGACUGCCAAAGCAGAACGGGUGCAGGAUGAAGUUCGUUUGAGACUCUUCCUUGACAGCAUAGGUUUCUCAGAUUUAAGUGCCAAAAAAAUUAAAAAGUGGAUGCCUGAGGAUCGAAGGCAAUUUGAAAUUAUACAGGAGAGUUACAUAAGAGAGAAGGAGAUGGAAGAGGAGAUUUUGAUGCAGAGACGUGAAGAGGAAGGGAGAGGUAAAGAAAGAAGAAAAGCUCUCCUGGAUAAAGAAGAGCGUAAAUGGAAGGAAAUUGAGGCUUCUCUUAUAUCGUCUAUUCCUAAUGCUGGAAGCAGGGAGGCGGCAGCUAUGGCCGCUGCUGUGCGGGCUGUAGGAGGGGAUUCACUGCUUGACGAUUCAUUUGCACGGGAAAGGGUUUCAAGCAUUGCAUAUAGAAUACGUGCAACUCAGUUAUCUGAUAGGGCACUUCAGACUGGCCUUACUGGUGCUAUAUGUAUUCUUGACGAUGAACCGACAACAAGUGGCAGGCGCUGUGGACAGAUUGAUCCUGGUUUAUGUCAAAGUCAGAAAGUUAGCUUCUCUGUUUCUGUAAUGAUUCAGCCCGAGUCUGGGCCUGUUUGCCUCUUGGGUACUGAAUUCCAGAAGAAAGUGUGUUGGGAAAUUCUUGUGGCUGGAUCUGAACAAGGCAUUGAAGCUGGACAAGUUGGUCUUCGAUUAAUUACAAAAGGUGAUAGACAGACUACUGUUGCAAAGGAGUGGAGUAUAAGUUCAUCAAGUAUUGCAGAUGGAAGGUGGCAUAUUGUCACAAUGACCAUUGAUGCGGAUUUAGGUGAGGCCACUUGCUUCAUUGAUGGUGGUUAUGAUGGCUAUCAGCCGGGGCUUCCACUUAAUGUGGGUAAUGGCAUAUGGGAGCAAGGAACAGAAGUUUGGCUUGGAGUUAGACCACCGACAGAUGUGGAUGCAUUUGGGAGGUCAGAUAGCGAAGGUGCUGAAUCCAAAAUGCACAUAAUGGAUGGUUUUCUUUGGGGAAGGUGCUUGAAUGAAGAUGAGAUUGCUGCUCUUGCUGCUGCUAUGGGUUCUUCAGAUCACAAUACAAUGGAUAUCCUUGAUGAUAAUUGGCAGUGGACAAGUUCUCCUCCAAGGGUGGAGGACUGGGAGAGUGAUCCUGCAGAUGUAGAUCUUUAUGACCGGGAUGAUGUAGAUUGGGACGGGCAGUAUUCAAGUGGGAGGAAGAGAAGAUCAGAUCGUGAAGGGGUCGUGGUAGAUGUGGAUUCUUUUACUAGGAGGUUGAGGAAACCUAGGAUGGAGACACAGGAGGAAAUCAAUCAACGCAUGCGUUCUGUAGAAUUGGCUGUUAAGGAGGCUCUCUUGGCUAGAGGAGAGUCACAGUUUACUGAUCAAGAAUUCCCACCUAAUGAUCGCUCAUUAUUUGUUGAUCCUGACAAUCCCCCCUCAAAAUUGCAGGUUGUUUCAGAGUGGAUGAGGCCUAUUGAAAUAGUGAAGGAAAAGCAUCUGGAUUCUGAUCCAUGCUUAUUUUUGGGAAGAGCAAAUCCAUCUGAUGUUUGUCAGGGCCGGUUGGGUGAUUGUUGGUUUUUGAGCGCUGUUGCAGUUCUGACUGAGGUUUCACGCAUAUCAGAAGUCAUUAUUACUCCACAAUAUAAUGAGGAAGGAAUUUAUACAGUCCGUUUCUGUAUUCAGGGAGAAUGGGUUCCUGUUGUUGUAGAUGACUGGAUUCCAUGUGAAUCACCUGGCAAACCUGCAUUUGCUACCAGCAGGAAGGGGAACGAAUUAUGGGUCUCUGUAUUAGAAAAAGCAUAUGCUAAGCUUCAUGGUUCAUAUGAAGCAUUGGAAGGUGGGCUUGUCCAAGAUGCUCUUGUGGACCUAACUGGCGGUGCAGGUGAGGAGAUUGACAUUAGGAGUGCUGAAGCCCAGAUUGAUCUAGCUAGUGGAAGACUAUGGUCUCAAUUACUACGCUUCAAACAAGAGGGCUUUCUACUUGGUGCUGGUAGCCCUUCAGGGUCGGAUGUGCAUGUUUCUUCCAGUGGAAUUGUACAAGGGCAUGCUUAUUCGAUAUUACAGGUACGGGAAGUAGAUGGCAAUAAACUUGUUCAGAUCAGAAAUCCAUGGGCAAAUGAGGUCGAGUGGAAUGGCCCUUGGUCUGAUUCAUCACCUGAAUGGACAGAUAGGAUGAAGCAUAAGCUCAAGCACGUCCCUCAGGCAAAAGAUGGUAUAUUCUGGAUGUCUUGGCAAGAUUUUCUGAUACAUUUCUGGUCAAUAUAUAUCAGAAAUCCAUGGGCAAAUGAGGUCGAGUGGAAUGGCCCUUGGUCUGAUUCAUCACCUGAAUGGACAGAUAGGAUGAAGCACAAGCUCAAGCAUGUCCCGCAGGCAAAAGAUGGUAUAUUCUGGAUGUCUUGGCAAGAUUUUCAGAUACAUUUCAGGUCGAUAUAUGUAUGCCGUGUCUACCCACCGGAGAUGCGUUGUUCUGUUCAUAGUCAGUGGAGAGGUUACAGCGCUGGAGGCUGCCAGGACUAUGAUACUUGGCAUCAAAAUCCACAGUUCCGCUUGAGAGCCAUGGGGCCUGAUGCAUCCUUACCUAUUCAUGUGUUCAUUACCUUAACUCAGGGGGUGAGCUUCUCGAGAACAACAGCUGGUUUCAAGAAUUUCCAGUCAAGCCAUGAUUCUCAGAUGUUCUACAUAGGAAUGAGGAUUCUGAAGACUCGUGGACGUCGUGCUGCCUACAAUAUUUACUUGCACGAAUCAGUUGGUGGCACAGAUUAUGUAAAUUCUCGGGAAAUAUCUUGUGAAAUGGUCCUUGAUCCUGAUCCAAAGGGGUAUACAAUAGUGCCAACAACCAUUCAUCCUGGUGAAGAGGCACCCUUUGUUCUCUCUGUAUUCACCAAAGCUUCAAUAGCUCUUGAAGCUUUAUAG